This is a messenger RNA of Apis laboriosa (Himalayan honeybee), 1593 nucleotides long. RefSeq names its product acidic fibroblast growth factor intracellular-binding protein (gene Fibp). Lineage: Eukaryota; Metazoa; Arthropoda; Insecta; Hymenoptera; Apidae. Bases 370 to 1446 code for a protein of 358 amino acids. Gene Ontology annotation, cellular component: nucleus. The record is from RefSeq and is a predicted model, not a curated record. The transcript is spliced from 6 exons.
GAUCGAAUCUCGUUUAUUUUCGAAGUUAAACCAUAGAAAAUAUAAGCAUAACAAAAUUUAUCUGAUCUCUAUAUUGAUAUUUUAAAACAUGAGAUAAUAGAUAAGUUUUAUAAAUUGAACAUUCUAUUCUGUACAUUGUCUUUGUGCAGGUGAUAUGUGCAAUUUUCUCUUUCGCAAAUGUUGUAAAUGUUUGUAAAUAUUUAGAGCAUCGUAUAUAUUCAUGGAACAAGAUGUUAAUCUCGGACGAGUUAUAAUAAAUAUAAAUAUAUACGAUGUUAAAAAUGUAUGCAAUAUUUUAAAUCAAUGUACAGCUAAGUCUAUAUAUGGGCGCAAUUUUAAAGAGUGGAAUUAAAAAAUUGUGUUUUCGCAAUGCUAUCCGAAGUUGACGUAUUUAUCAGUAAUUAUACUCUUGUUGAUCCUGAAAUAUAUCAACUUUGGGUUGAUGGCCAUUCUUCAAGCGAAGCAGUAAAUAUUUUACAUCAACGAGGAAUAUGUCAUCAAACAAAUGCUCCGAUUGAAUUAGUAGCUUCUGAUAUUCUUGAUCAUUAUCGGACUUAUGCUCUUUUGGAAAAAUUACUUCACACUCCUACUAAAUUAGCGAGUGAACAACUCGCAUUUCAAAUAGAACCACAAACUAGUCAGAUGCUUAUCGAAAUGUACUAUGAAUUCGAUGAUGUUGUUAUUAGAGAAUUAUUAGGUAAAAAAUUAACAUCGAAAAGUAGAAAAGAUAUGGAUGAGGUAUCGGAAAAAACAGGUAUAACUUUGAAAAGUUGUCGUCGGCAAUAUGACAAUGUAAAAAGAGUGUUCAAAGUAGUUGAAGAUUUGCCAGGUUCUUUGGCUGCCAAUAUUGAACAACAUUUUUUGCUCUCUGAAGAUCUUGCUAAGCGAUACGCCGCUGUGGUAUUCGUAGCAUGUCUUCGAUUUGAAAUGAAUAAGAGAAAGCUUCAGUUUCUGACAUUUCCUGAUUUAUAUCAUUGUGCCAACAGUAUGAUGUCAUUAUGGACAUAUCGUUGUGUAGGAUCGGAAUAUUUUGAUACUGAUUUGGAUAGAGAAUUUUUGUUGGAGUUAGCAGAAUGUAGGGUACUUUUGGAAAAUGAUAAACAUCACAAACAUUUGGUAUGCAUCAAGCUUAGACCUUUACUUUUAGAGCGUAUUUAUCAAGAGAUAGAUGCAAAUUUUCGUUUGUAUACAAGAGCUAUUCUAGGAAUAGGAUGUAAUCUUCAUCGUUCCAGAGAUUUACGAUUUUUCUUCUUAGAAUUAGUAGAAAGAUGUAUAGAACCAUGGCGUCAAGUAAAUUGGACACAUACAGAUCUCAGAAAUUUUCUUUCAGUCUAUACUCAAUGUGCAUUAGAUAUGGAUGUUCUUAGAGACAAUGAAUUGAGAGAUGCUUUUGAACGUUAUAUGACUGUUGUUACAUGUUGUUUAUUGCGUAUGUAUCAUACAUGACUAUUAACAACUAAUGAGGAAAAUAUAAUGCAAAAAAUAAAUGCAAUUGGGAAUGAUGACAAGUAAAACGUAGAAAAUAAAACAAAUCGAGAAAGAUGUAGCUAUAUUUAUUUAUUAAAUUUUCAUAAUAAAUAAUUAAUAAACAAA